Messenger RNA from Trichomonas vaginalis G3, 2205 nucleotides. Its product is annotated as antigen BSP-related family. Lineage: Eukaryota; Parabasalia; Trichomonadida; Trichomonadidae. The record is from RefSeq and is a predicted model, not a curated record. The transcript has a single exon. Bases 1 to 2205 code for a protein of 734 amino acids.
AUGAGCCAAUGUACAAAAUUACUUUUAUUAAGUAGUGCAGUUUUUUCACGUUGUUAUUAUCUUGAAUCAAUCAAAAUGCCUCCAAAAAUUACAAAAAUCAAUAAUGGCUGUUUCUAUUUCACCAAAGCUCUUAAAAAGGUAAUAUUACCAGACUCAGUUACAGAAUUUGGAAGGGUUUUUGGAGGCUCUGGUCUUGAAGAGUUAAUAAUCAGUCGUGAUUCAAAUUUAACAAAAAUUGGUCUAGAUGCUUUUCAACCUUCAAAUCUGAAGUACUUUUUUAUUCCAUCUAAAUGUGUUAUUCAAGAUUCUUCAUGCUUUUCGUUUUGCCCAAUAGUAAGUAUUAGCAUUGAUGAGCGAAAUACGCUAUAUAAGACAGAUGGGACGUCUAUCUAUACUGGACAAGACAAUUCUACCCUUUUUUAUGUCAGUUCAUAUCUCACAGGAACAUAUCGGAUGUCAUCUUUUGUUAAAACCAUCGCUAAUUCCGCAAUCAGAGGUGGUAAUUUCAAUGAAAUAAUAUUUAAUAAUGCUGUCACAAAUGUGAUUGAUUGGUGUUUAGCAAAUAAUCCAAUUUCAUCAUUUACUUUUCCUCCUCAAGUUACAUAUGUCACAACAUGGAUGUUCCAAGGUUGUACAAGUUUGGAAUCUGUAACAUUAACUGAAUCCAUAACAAUUAUUAAUGCAUGUGCAUUUUAUGGAUGCACUUCCCUUAUAAGUAUUUUACUUCCAUCGAACUUAACUCUUAUAGGAGAAAAAGCGUUUUGUAAUUGCAUUAAAUUAACAUCAAUAGCACUUCCUGAGAAAUUAAAUAAUCUUGGAAAUGGAGUUUUCAACGGAAUUCCACAAAUAUCUGUUACUUCUCAAAAUCCAAAUUUCAAUGUUGAUGGAUACAUCAUGUAUAAGGACAAUAAUCAGACUCUUUUUGCAUACAUCGGAUCCGAUGCGACAUAUAAUGUCACAGUAUUAAAGGGCUGUACUUCAAUUGGUGUUGGAACAUUUUUGAAUAAGAAACUCAAUGAAGUGACGUUUGAAAGUCAAAACACAGAUAUCAAUUUCACAAUUGGAACAUCUGCUUUCGAAUCUUCUUCUAUAAAGUCUAUUACAUUUCCACCAAGUUUGUACCAGAUAAAUGAGAAUGCUUUUUACAGAUGUUAUAGUUUAGAGAAAGUUGUUUUCCAAGGAACUAAAUUAACUGCUAUUCCUAAAAACUGUUUUACAUCAUGUGUGAAACUUAAUAAGAUUGUUCUUCCCGAAUCAAUCAAGAGGAUUGAUAUGUGUGCAUUCCAAUAUUGUUCUAUGAUCGGUGAUGUUGGAUUAUCUAAUCUUGUUUCAUUAGAAGGAAUAUAUUCAUAUGCAUUCGAUGGGAGUUGUUUGUCAGUUGCAAAUCUUCCAGAUUCAUGCAACAAUGUUGAGAUUCAAGCAUUUUCAAAUUCUAAGAUCACAUCUCUCACUAUUUCGUGCAAUGUUUCGAAGCAACUCUGCCAACUGUGUACAUCUCUGACAACAUUAAAUCUCAUGUACGGUGUUAGUGAGAUUGGCAUGUAUGCGUUUGAUCAAUGCAGUUCGUUAGAAGGAUUCACGAUUCCUAACACACUUGAAACUAUUUCCGAAUUUGCAUUCCAGUCAUGCAGUGAGUUGUCAUCAGUUUCUCUGAGUGCAAACUGUAGAUUGAGCCGAGUCGAUGGUGGUUGUUUUUAUGGAUGUUACAAGCUUAAAGUUAUCGAUUUGUCUCCUAUGGAUGAAAAUUAUCGAUUCGAGAACGGUGCACUCACAGACUAUGCACAAACAACUCUUAUUGUUUUCCUUCCAUACAGCGGAAUCAAGAAUUUCAUUGUUCCUAGUGCAAUGGUUUCCAUCGGAAGCUGUGCAUUCAUGGGAAGUCCAUCUCUUAUCAGAGUCUUCUUCAAUGGGAACAACAUCAAGAAGAUCGAUUAUCGCGCUUUCAAAGACUGCAGAAAUCUGAACUUUGUUUUCUUUUCAUCAUCGAGCAUCCAAGAGAUCGGCAACGAAGCAUUCAGUGGUUGUAUCAUGCUUCAGAAGUGCGGCUCUUUCUCUGCUCCGACAGCAGCUCAGAACGUAUUAAUGAGUCAAGCACAAAUCAGCAAGAAGUCUUUUUCCGAUGAAUGUGAAUUUGCAGUAUCAUGCAAAUGCAAAACCAUGAUUAAAUUCUCAUAUACAUUUCUACAACCAUUCAUACACAUGUGA